This is a messenger RNA of Peronospora belbahrii, 1053 nucleotides long. The record is from the annotation of a GenBank genome assembly. NCBI's taxonomy places the organism in Eukaryota, Oomycota, Peronosporomycetes, Peronosporales, Peronosporaceae.
AUGAUGUUUGUGAAUCCUUGGGAAGUCGAGGCGGAGCAUAAUGUACGGCAAUACAUGCAUAAUGCACAACCGCCAUUGCAUGUGGAGCUUGGAUGGGACCGUUUAAGCCCAAUCUGCUUGGAAAUCUGCAAUGGAAUUGUUGACUCGAUUUUUAAAGACCCUGAUCUGGUGACAUUAUGGAAAACUACAGGCGGGGAAGGUUGGCUAGUUACGGCCAUUACACAAUACCAACUGGACGGCCUUCACUCGUAUUGUACACUUCACCAGCAUAACAAGCGUGGUUUCGCAGGACAAGAGGAGCCAAGAAUCCCGUUUCUCCUUGAGAUUUACUCGCGAAGCCAGCGAAAUGCAAUGUUUGAGGAAGCCGGUCUACCCCAUCGGUUUAUUGGAGUUGUAACUGUGGAAUUGAUUGAAGCAAAGGAUUUGAUUUCAUGCAGCUGGAUGGGUAACUGGAGCGAUGCGUACGUGUUCUUAAAGCUAAGUCACUCGAAGGAUACACUUCAUGAGACGGCAGAAGAGUGGAGUCUCCAAACCUAUCGAAGCCCUGUUGGCACAGGCGGCGUCAAUCCUCGAUGGAGCACAGCAAAUAAUAAAUACGUGUUUCGCUUUGCUAUCCCCACCCACGGCAGUCAUAUAGCUCGUCCCAAAAAUGGCGUUUACUUUGCCAAUAGUGGCGUUGCGGUAAACACAACGGAUUUGAAGGACAGUCGCGUUGCGUUACAAGUAUGGAAUGCUGAUGUUAACGACCGAAAUUGCUCUGCAGUAAAUGCCUUGGAGGAACUUCUCCCGUCGGUAUUUUCAGGUCCGCCGACAAUACUGAGGUGCACUGUGUAUCAAAAGAACAGGAUUUUGAGCCAUAAAUUUAUGGGAAGAGCACAGGUUUCCCUGAACGAACUAACCUCCAGCAAUCAGAUGGACUGCUGGUUACCGCUUGAAAAUAUAGCGAGUGGCUCUUUGCACUUGAAACCUGAGAAAGUGCCUGUGAAGGAUGUGGAACAAACGAACGAAAGAUCAUCAACAGCGGUCGUGAGAUCUGAGCUGACGAGUACGUAG